AAUAUUUACAGAAAAAGGAAGAAGAAGAACAGACCCUGGACUGGGGGUGGAAUGGGGCCUGCUCCACCUCUGCCUAUACCGCCCCCGUGACCCCCUUCGUGUUGCCUGGCGCCUUCCUGCUGUUCUCGCGCCAGGAAUACAUUGGCCGCAUCUCGACCGAGUACAGCGAGGGGAGCGGAAUCACGACGACGAGCGAUACCCUUCAAGGAUGUGGGCGAUGCGCACGCCCUGGACGUGUCGGUGGCGGAGCGGUGCAUCUACUGGGCUGACCAGAAGACCAAGUGCAUCUUCCGGGCCUUUCUCAAUGGCUCCUAUGUGCAGCGGAUCGUGGACUUGGGUCUGAUUGGGCCGGACGGCACCGCUGUCGACUGGCUGGGCAGCAACAUCUGGUCCAAUGCGGAGGCUGGUCUCAUCGUGGUCGCCCUCCUGGAUGGCAGCAGUCGGCGCGUACUCUUGUGGAAGAAGGUGGAGAAGCCACGUACCCUGGUCUUCGAGCCGCGUCGCGGCUACAUCUACUGGACAGAGUGGCCCUCGGAUUCCAUACGCCGCGCCACGAUGAACGGAUCCGAGCUGCAACCAUGGCCGGGAGCUCAUAUUCGACCAGGAGACGAGACGCCUCUACUGGAUGGCAAGAAGCGUCGGAUACUGGUUGCCAGCUAGGACUACGUGUACUGGAGCGACUGGAGCACCGCGGACAUUUAUCAAGACGGGCCAGCCGCAGCCUCGCCAAGAACGUGCCCUGCAUCCCCCCCAGCUACGACAGACUGCCCAAAUGUGCGGCUGCCGGUGUCCUGGCAUGUCCAUGAAGGCGAGGCGUCUGCUCUUCUCGACAGAUGUCGGCAGUCAUCAGGCCAUCAUUCGGGCCCGACUCGAUGGCAAUGAGCGUGUGGACCUGGAAGGAGUCACGGCUCUGGCCUUAGACCAACAGUCCGAUAUCCCAUGCGUAUCGAUGUUAUAAAAAACCCUUGCUUCCAUGCAUAUCCCGCAGGUGAACAACAUUGUCGCCUUGGGGGAUUUUUAUACUGGCUGGACGAUAAGACCGGAGUGGAACGGAUCACUGUCAACGAAGAGCGUCGUUCCGCGGAGCUGCAGCGUAUGCCGCAGAUCACCGACAUCAGUGCCGUGUGGACACCGGAUGCGAAAGUGCGGCGCAAUCACACGUGUCUGCACAGCCGCACAAAGUGUUUCCACAUCUGCAUAGCCAGCGGGGAGGGUGUGGCACGCAGCACGCGCGACGUCUGCUCUCGCGGCGCGCAUCCGGCCUGUGGGCCAGAUCAUUUCACUUGCGCGGCCCCAGUGACGGGGAAUGGUAACAUGAAUAAGGACCUAACCUAACCUAAGGACUGCGUACCCGCCUACUGGCGCUGUGACGGACAAAAGGACUGCCUGGACAA
Messenger RNA from Drosophila miranda, 1394 nucleotides. Its product is annotated as low-density lipoprotein receptor-related protein 5-like. Bases 940 to 1335 code for a protein of 131 amino acids. The record is from RefSeq and is a predicted model, not a curated record. NCBI's taxonomy places the organism in Eukaryota, Metazoa, Arthropoda, Insecta, Diptera, Drosophilidae. The transcript is spliced from 2 exons.